Molecule: messenger RNA, 969 nt
Organism: Cylicocyclus nassatus
Lineage: Eukaryota; Metazoa; Nematoda; Chromadorea; Rhabditida; Strongylidae
Source: the annotation of a GenBank genome assembly
AUGUCUACGAAUACCACAGCAGCCCCAGAGGAGAUUCGCGUUAUGAUGGCAACAACGUAUCUGGCUCUUUCAAUCAUUGGCAUUGUGCCAAAUAUUCUACUUGGUAUCACUCUCAUUCAGAAACGCGGCAAAUUACUGCAGACGUGCUUUUUCAUGCUCACUACUCAAAUACUGCUCUGUGAUUUGGGCGAACUUCUCACUCAAAUCAUCAUUGCAUUCCCUUUAUCUUUAUAUGGAAAAAAUAUUUACGAUGGAGAAGCGAGCAUUUAUGUCUAUUAUGUUGUCAAUAUCGUCGAUACUAUCAGUUACAAUGGCGUGCUAUUAUUCACAUUCGUAGUGGCACUUAAUAGGAUCAGCGUAUUUGUUUGGCCAAAGCUACAAGUACUGCUUUUCAGUCAUUUAAGCAUUUGGAGAACUAUACUAGCAGUAUGGUGUUUUAUUAUAAUCGAAGUGACUGGUGUGAAUUUGCUACAGUGUUGGAAAAAUUUUGCAUAUGAUGAGUUUUACUUCUUUAUCAAAUGCUACAAUAAUUCCUACUUUUCAUUUUAUUGGCUAGAGUUUAUGCGCUAUCAGAGCUUUGCACUUCCGAUAAUAAUGUUUGUGGUGUACAUAUUAUUAUUUGUGCAUUUGCGGUGGAAUACACCAAAAAGAGCCAAAAUGACAGCAGCAGUUUCAGCAAAAAGAAAGGCGGAAAUCAAGUUGCUUAUUCAGGCUGUUAUCAUCACUGUAUUUUUGGAGCUACAAACGCUAUCAUUCACUUUUCUUCCGCAAGUUGGUACUGGCUAUAACAAAUACUAUUCAAGUCUCGCACAGAAUGUUAUUAGUAUCUGUAACAACUCUGUGAAUCCAUAUGUGUAUUUCUUGAUUAAUCGACAAAUUCGUAGAGAUAUGAUAGCUUUGGUGUGCGGAAAACGAAAAGAGGAAAAGAAAAUAACGCUCACCAAGGCUUUUGAUCUGACAAAUAUCUAA